CGAACCCACACUACCUACGUGGUUCGUCCCAGCGCUUCCGUUUUCCAGCGUAACGCACGGGGUUUGACCAUUAGAGAAACAGAGGAAGAGAGACAGAGAGAGGGGACGGAUAGAGAAAGAGAGCGAGGGAGGAGGUGAUUGUGCUUCUUUUCUCGAGGAAUACUAGACAGAGCCUCCGAAUGCGUGCGAACUGCCAUUAGUGCAAGUCCAUCACUACCACCAGAAGAACGAUUCUCGUUUUUAAUCGAUCUGGAUGAAGAUUUUUGCCUCACUGAGGACGUAGAGGAAAUCCAUGGGUUCACCGAGCAGAAUCCCGUGAGCUUCACGCUUGGAAUAUAUUUGACAUUCAAAGGGAAGUUCGCUAUCAAACCGCGAGUAUUUGGAACUGCUACGAGCUUAUUGUACCGUUUCAGGGAUUCGCAAAACUGCAUCGGAAUUUAAGGCCUCGCGGUGGAAGUAGUUCACAGGCCCUUCUGACAUGGCGGACAGCGAAGACACCUUUCGACUCCAAAACUCUCCCAGUGACACUGAUUCAAAAGAUGUACAAAACGACGGUAAAUCAGACAAGCAGAAUGGAGCCGCUAGCAAAUCCCCGUCAUCACAGACAACCUACAUUCAACAGGGAAUGGAAGGGAUAAAAGUUUACUUACACGAGCGAGAGUUGUGGACAAAGUUUCAUGAAGUGGGAACUGAAAUGAUCAUCACCAAAGCAGGGAGGCGGAUGUUCCCAAGCUUCAAAGUGAAGGUCACCGGGUUGAACCCAAAAACCAAAUACAUUCUCCUGAUGGAUGUUGUGCCAGCCGAUGACCACCGCUAUAAAUUCGCCGAUAACAAAUGGUCUGUGACGGGGAAAGCAGAACCUGCCAUGCCGGGAAGGUUGUACGUCCAUCCGGAUUCUCCGGCCACUGGCGCACACUGGAUGCGGCAACUGGUGUCUUUCCAGAAGCUUAAACUGACAAACAACCACCUCGAUCCCUUUGGACAUAUCAUCCUGAAUUCCAUGCAUAAAUAUCAACCCAGGAUCCACAUCGUGAAGGCAGAUGAAAAUAACGGAUUUGGAUCCAAAAACACCGCUUUCUGCACUCAUGUGUUUCCAGAAACGGCGUUCAUUGCAGUCACGUCUUACCAAAACCAUAAGAUCACCCAGCUGAAGAUCGAGAACAAUCCUUUCGCAAAGGGCUUUCGUGGAAGCGACGAUAUGGAGCUGCAUCGCAUGUCAAGAAUGCAGAGCACCAAGGAGUACCCGGUGGUCCCUCGCAGUACUGUACGCCAGCGGGUCGGCACCAGCCAGAGUCCGUUUGGCGGAGAUGUCCAAGGUCUCUCUACUCCCAGUGGCAUGAGCUCCCAGUAUUCCUGUGAGAACGGGGUCACGAGCACAUCGCAGGAUCUGCUGCCUCAGUCCCAGUCCUCUUACCCACUGCCCCACGAACACGGCCAGGACUAUCACUGCAUCAAGAGGAAAGCUGAGGACGACUGUCACGCAGGAGAGCACUCGUACAAGAAGACCUACGUGGAAAGCUCAUCCAGCGAGGAUGAUCACUACUACCGGCCCGUGAGCUACUCUCAGUCUCUGGGUCUCAGCGGCGCCCCCUACAGGGCCGAGUCUGGCCAGCGGCAGGCGUGCAUGUAUGCCAGCGCGUCACAAUCCACUGAGCCCGUGCCCAGCCUGGAAGACAUCAGCUGCAACACCUGGGCGGGGGUCUCGCCGUACGGCGGCUGCUCCGUGACCACCAUGCAGCAGAUGGAGCGGCUACCCUAUCAGCACUUCUCUGCUCAUUUCACCUCAGGACCGCUGGUGUCCAGAUUGAGCGGCGUCGCAGGCCACGCCUCACCGCAGCUGGGCGACACCCACGCCAUGUACCAGGGUUCAAUGCCUCAUCAGCCGCUGGGCCGCCAGUGCAGUCCAAGCGCGGGAAUCCAGUCGCCGACCGCCGGCCUGCAGGGCAACGAGUACUUGUACACUCACGGUAUCCCUCGCACCCUCUCCCCGCACCAGUACCACGCCGUGCACAGCGUCAGCAUUAUGCCCGACUGGAAUGAAGGCAGCUAACUGGAUCCCCAACAUGGAGGAGAGGCGCUUUCCUGCAUAUUUAUAUGUUUUAUAUCUACGCUGCCUUGUGAGACUCAUAAAUAUCGGAGGCCAGUUCAACUGGCUAAGGCAGCACUGAACGUCUCUGUGUUUGAGCAGGGCAUUUUUGCAUGAUACUGACUGAAUAUCAGGGACAAAGAACUUUUCCCUUUCAAUGCAAGGACAAAUGCACAAAGAUGCCAACCGACAAACCUUAUUAAAAAAAGAUGGCAAAGUAAUUGAGGGGGGAAGAAAAUCCAGUUUUAUAGUAUUUUUUCCAUUUCAUUGUUUGAGUUGUUUUUGACUUUGUACUUUUGAAAGUAUGAGGUUAUAUGUUAUAGAACAAGUCUUUGGGAUCUUAUCUGUAGAAAAACAAAACAUGAAACCUUCUUCUGGUCAGUGAGCACCAUUUGUCUCUCAAAUCACGGUAGAAGUGCUGAUUUUUACUUGGUGAAGACUAAAACAUUUUGGUGAUGCAGAUUUUGUUCAGGGAUAUAUUACAAGUUUUAAAGCAAUCUUUUAUGUAUCUUUGUGUCUCUAAACUACCAGUAAGUCCAUGAUGCAAAACAUCAGUAAAAUUAAUUUGAUAAAUGAGCACUUUUUGCUAAACGGUUAGCUGGAAAUAAAGCACAACACUCAAUACAAGCUAAAAUACAAUAGACUGGUAGUUCAAUAGUACUAUAAGCUAGUUAUCACUGACAUACUGGCCCCAGUAUCUCUGUAAGAACACAGACAACUAAAAAUGCUUUAGAGUUAUUCUAGAACAUCUAAGAUACAAUAUUGUUUUUGAUUUACAUGCAACAUGUAGUACCUUAACAAACGGUAUGGAAAUGUUUAUUUUUGGACACGCAGAUUUUUUUUUCCUGUUAAUAGUAUUUAUUUUUCUUGUAUUAUAAAACUUCAUGUUACUUUACCUUAAAGGCCAUUUGCUAGAUUGACAUUUUGACAUUUGUUUUUUCAGUACUUUGAGUUUUGUAGUCAAACUUUCCUUUAAGCUAAAAAAAAAAAAAAAAAAAAAAAAAAGAUGGGGGGGAUACAGAGAAAAAGAUAAUCGGACUGGUUUAAAAUUUUGAAUGCAUACAAAAAAAACUGUCAAAAACAUACAAACAUGCUGUACAUACAACAAAAUGUACAUAGAAAACAGAAUAAAUGUAAAAGAUUCUUCCUUGAA
Ctenopharyngodon idella (grass carp) is the source of this 3239-nucleotide messenger RNA. It is a transcript of the gene tbx5a, whose product is annotated as T-box transcription factor 5a. Gene Ontology annotation, cellular component: nucleus. Gene Ontology annotation, molecular function: RNA polymerase II cis-regulatory region sequence-specific DNA binding; DNA-binding transcription factor activity, RNA polymerase II-specific. Lineage: Eukaryota; Metazoa; Chordata; Actinopteri; Cypriniformes; Xenocyprididae. The record is from RefSeq and is a predicted model, not a curated record. Gene Ontology annotation, biological process: cardiac left ventricle formation; pattern specification process; cell fate specification. Bases 479 to 2050 code for a protein of 523 amino acids. The transcript is spliced from 9 exons.